Messenger RNA from Gopherus flavomarginatus (Mexican gopher tortoise), 7328 nucleotides. It is a transcript of the gene BMPR2, whose product is annotated as bone morphogenetic protein receptor type 2. Gene Ontology annotation, molecular function: transforming growth factor beta receptor activity; ATP binding. Lineage: Eukaryota; Metazoa; Chordata; Testudines; Testudinidae. Gene Ontology annotation, cellular component: signaling receptor complex; plasma membrane. The transcript is spliced from 14 exons. Gene Ontology annotation, biological process: BMP signaling pathway; protein phosphorylation; cellular response to growth factor stimulus. The coding region runs from base 1517 to 4576 and encodes 1019 amino acids. The record is from RefSeq and is a predicted model, not a curated record.
GGCGAGCAGCGCGGCCGUUGACGGGGCUGGCUAGGUACGAGACCCACGGGGCGGGGCCAGGCGGGAGCCUAGACUGGCAGUUAGCAGCGACUCCCCUUUGUGUCUGGGCUGGGAACGGGGAGCGAGCCGGGGCUGGGAGGCGACGCGUGUGAAUCCCCCGCACCCGUCCCGGCCGAGCCUGUCUGCGGAGGGCGAGGGCAGGGACCAGGAGCUGCCGCGUGCGGCAGUCAGCCCGUGGGGAGGCGCCGGGCUCCGCUCCCGCCCCGGGGGUACCCCACAGCCCGGGGCCGCCGGCUGGAGCCCCGGAACGCCCAUCGCGGCCGCUCUCUACGCGGAGCGGGAAGGAGACGGAGGGAGAGGGGCUCCUGUCGCCCUCCCGGCCGGCUGCGAGCAGGAACUGGAGCCUGAUCCAUUGCUUCGCUGGAGGCAGCCGGGCGGGCGCCCUGCCUUUCGGAGCGGCCAGGGCUGCGCCCGCGUCCUGUGCGGUUGAAGAUAGCAGAUGGGCCCAGGCGCAGCCUGUGGAUGGAAGUGACUGAGGGGACCUCGCCUUGUUAAGAGACACGCAGACGGCGAAGGAAGACCGGGACCGUCCGCGGGAUGGGAAGCGUCCCUGACCCCACUCGUCUUCACAGCUUGUCCCGCGUGCCCAGGGCCGAGUGAGGAGGCACCAGAGGGGAGCGUGGCUAUCCAUUUCCCCUCCUCACCCCUGGAUAUGUUUCAUGCUAAACCUGGCUGCUUCUUUGAUAUCGUGAAGUUGCGUGGGAAAUAAUCUGGGUUUCCGGCGUGACCGCAAGAAUAGCUACUCACCCAGGGGAAGGGAAAUGCAUCCUGGUUUGGAGACAAAACCUCCCUUUCCUAUAAUCGUUAGAAAGAAGAGGAGCCAGGUCCCGAGGCAUGAAGAUAGAUGUGUGUAAUGGAGUAAGACCUCAGACAGCUCCUAUCAUCUGCCGUUUGCCCUUCCAGACUGGAUUGUGAUCCAAGCGAGUUUUAAGAUUGUUUAAAGGGAGAAAAAUCCUCUUUUCGGUAUUCUUUUUUUUUCUGCCUCCUUUUUUGGCUUCCUCAGGUAUGAGUGCCUCUCUGCAGCACCUUUUGCUGGUGCUCUUGCUCUCCAGUGCCACCCUGCUGCUCAGCACUGCGGCUGGGCUGGCCAUGGUGUUCUCCCUGUUGAGGCAGAAAAGGUUUCCAGGCCCCUGCCAGAAACCCUCCUUCACCCAGCAGCUGAGAAACGAAAUUUAAGAACAGCCGCAUGGAAAAGAAGUGAGAUGCCCCUCUGGAAGUGGACAGUAACCACCCUUCUACCUGCCUCUAAAAACAUCUCUGACAAAACUCCUGCUGCUGUUCAUUGAUUGUGCAAUGCAGGAGCAUAGUGCGAAGAGGCUUGAUCAUCUAUCAGCCCUGGAAUUAGGAAAAAGAAGAGAUCCUGAACACAACAUUCCAAGGACAUUGUGUACCCAGAGUUGACAUACAAAAAGGAUAGCAAAAGCCAGCCAAACAACCUACCUCUAUAAACCAGCUGAUGAAAGCUACCCAGAGUGAGGAGCGGUUGUGUGCAUUUAAGGACCCAUAUCAACAGGACCAUGGAAUCAGUGAGAAUCGAAUCUCUCAGGAGAAUGGCACAAUUUUAUGUGUGAAAGGCACCUCCUGCUAUGGACUUUGGGAAAAAACACGAGAAGGAGACAUACAUCUUGUAAAACAAGGAUGCUGGUCUCACAUAGGAGACCUACAGGAGUGUCAGUAUGAGGAGUGUAUAGUAACAACCACCCCUUCCUUGAUUCAGAAUGGAACGUAUCGCUUCUGCUGCUGCAGCACUGACUUGUGUAAUGUCAACUUCACUGAAAACUUUCCUCCUCCUGACCCAACGGAUACACCACUUUUCAAUUCAUCUAAUUCUUUUCACCGAGAUGAGACUAUUGUUAUUGCCUUGGCUUCAGUCUCUGUGUUAGCUGUUUUGAUUGCUGCUAUAUUCUUUGGAUAUAGGAUGCUUGCAGGGGACCGUAAGCAAGGUCUACACAGUAUGAACAUGAUGGAGGCAGCAGCAUCAGAGCCUUCACUAGACCUGGAUAAUCUAAAAUUGCUAGAACUGAUUGGCCGGGGGCGAUAUGGAGCUGUGUAUAAAGGUUCCCUAGAUGAGCAUCCAGUGGCUGUAAAAGUAUUUUCCUUUGCUAACCGCCAGAACUUUAUCAACGAGAGGAACAUUUAUAGAGUCCCACUGAUGGACCAUGACAAUAUUGCCCGCUUCAUUGUGGGCGAUGAGCGAUUCACUGCAGAUGGACGUAUGGAAUAUUUGUUGGUGAUGGAAUAUUAUCCCAAUGGUUCUUUGUGCAAGUAUUUGAGUCUUCACACCAGCGACUGGGUGAGCUCCUGUCGUUUGGCACAUUCGGUAACCAGGGGCCUGGCAUACCUUCACACAGAGUUACCUCGAGGAGACCAUUAUAAACCUGCAAUUUCCCAUCGCGACUUGAACAGCCGUAAUGUAUUGGUGAAGAAUGAUGGAACAUGUGUAAUUAGUGAUUUUGGAUUAUCCAUGAGAUUAACUGGAAAUCGACUGGUACGUCCGGGCGAGGAGGACAAUGCAGCCAUUAGUGAGGUUGGUACAAUCCGCUAUAUGGCUCCUGAAGUGCUCGAAGGAGCAGUGAACUUGAGAGACUGUGAAUCUGCUCUGAAACAAGUAGACAUGUAUGCACUAGGCCUUAUCUACUGGGAGAUCUUCAUGAGAUGCACAGACCUCUUCCCAGGGGAGUCAGUGCCAGAGUACCAGAUGGCAUUCCAGACAGAAGUUGGAAACCAUCCCACUUUUGAAGAUAUGCAAGUACUGGUGUCUAGGGAGAAGCAACGACCAAAAUUCCCAGAAGCUUGGAAAGAGAACAGCCUGGCUGUGAGGUCCCUUAAAGAGACGAUCGAAGACUGUUGGGACCAAGAUGCUGAAGCUCGACUGACAGCGCAGUGUGCUGAAGAGAGGAUGGCUGAACUCAUGAUGAUUUGGGAGAGGAACAAAUCAGUCAGCCCAACAGUCAAUCCUAUGUCUACUGCCAUGCAGAAUGAGCGCAACCUGUCACAUCACAGGCGUGUGCCAAAAAUCAGGCCAUAUCCAGAUUACUCUUCUUCCUCUUAUAUUGAAGACUCAAUCCACCACACUGACAGUAUAGUGAAGAACAUUUCUUCUGAGCAUUCAGUGUCCACUACACCAUUGACUUCAGGGGAGAAGAACAGAAACUCCAUUAACUAUGAACGACAGCAAGCACAGGCUCGCAUCCCUAGCCCUGAGACUAGUGUCACCAGUUUGUCCACCAACACAACUACCACCAACACAACUGGCCUCACGCCUAGCACUGGCAUGACUACCAUAUCUGAGAUGCCUUACUCAGAUGAAACAAACCAACAUGCUACAAAUGUCAUGCAGCCUGUUGGACCAACUCCUGUUUGUCUGCAACUAACAGAGGAGGACUUAGAAACCAACAAGCUGGAUCCAAAAGAAGUAGAUAAGAACCUAAAGGAGAGCUCUGAUGAAAAUCUGAUGGAGCAUUCCCUUAAACAGUUCAGUGGACCAGAUCCACUCAGCAGCACCAGCUCCAGCUUGCUUUACCCACUGAUCAAACUUGCAGCAGAGGUGACAGGACAGCAGGACUUCACGCAAGCUGGGAAUGGUCAAGCAUGUUUGAUUCCAGAUGUCCCAUCUACUCAGGUCUACCCUCUACCCAAGCAGCAGAAUCUUCCGAAGAGGCCUACUAGUCUACCUUUAAACACCAAAAAUUCAACAAAGGAGCCACGACUGAAAUUUGGUGGCAAGCACAAAUCAAACUUGAAGCAAGUGGAAACUGGAGUUGCCAAGAUGAAUACGAUCAAUGCUGCAGAACCUCAUGUGGUAACAGUUACCAUGAAUGGAGUGGUUGGGAGGAGCCAAAGCAUAAACUCUCAUGGUGUAACAACCCAAUAUGCCAAUGGUGCAGUGCCAUCUGGCCAGACAACCAGUUCAGUGGCACACAGGGCCCAGGAAAUGCUGCAGAAUCAGUUCAGUGGAGAGGACAGUCGGCUGAAUAUUAACUCAAGUCCCGAUGAGCAUGAACCUUUACUGAGACGGGAGCAGCAAGUUGGCCAAGAUGAAGGUGUUUUGGAUCGUCUAGUGGACAGGAGAGAGCGACCGCUGGAUAAUGGCCGAACAAACGCCAAUAACAACAACAGUAAUCCAUGUCUAAUGCAAGAUGUUACUACACUUGGCACCCAGAGAAUGACAACAUAUCCUGGGCAGACCCAGACUAGAAGAGCACAGAGGCCUAAUUCACUAGAUCUGUCAGCCACAAAUUCUUUGGACAGCAGUAGCUUGCAAUUAGGUGACUCAUCACAAGAUGGCAAACCGGGCUCAGGAGAAAAGAUCAAGAAACGUGUGAAAACUCCAUAUUCACUUAAGCGGUGGCGCCCUUCAACAUGGGUCAUCUCCACUGAACCACUGGACUGCGAGGUGAACAACAAUGGCAGUGACAGGGCAGUCCACUCUAAAUCCAACACUGCUGUUUACCUGGCAGACGGCGGUACUGCCACAACAAUGGUGUCCAAGGAUGCAGGAGUGAACUGCCUGUGAAAUAUUUUAAAAGCCAACAAAAUGACAUUUUUGCAUUAUUUGAAACAAACAUGCAGAAGACAUUUUAAAAAACUGCUUUCUCCUCCUGUCAGCACCCCCUGCCAAGAACUCGCUUUAAAUAGAUUUCAGCUAUGCAGAAAUUUUUUAGCUUAUGCUUCCAUAUUUUUUGUUUCAUUUUUUGAACGUUUUUGCACUUUUAUUUAGUAUCGCUAAGGUUAAGUCUGUCUGUCUUUGACCACAGAAUUAUAUAUAUGUGUAUCAAAAAUGUGGUCUCAAAAUAUUUUUUUAAAAAAAAUAACAAAAAAAAUGUAUUGCUGAUAAUCAGUUUGGACCAGUUCCUAAAGGUCACUAAAAACAUAAGCAGACUAUAAGGGUAUGUCUACACUACGGGAUUAUUCCGAUUUUACAUAAACCGGUUUUGUAAAACAGAUUGUAUAAAGUUGAGUGCACGCGGCCACACUAAGCACAUUAAUUCAGCGGUGUGCAUCCAUGUACCGAUACUGUCGUCGAUUUCCAGAGCGUUGCACUGUGGGUAGCUAUCCCGUAGCUAUCCCAUAGUUCCUGCAGUCUCCCCCGCCCAUUGGGUUGAGAUCCCAAUGCAUGAUGGGGCAAAAACAGUGUCGCGGGUGAUUCUGAGUAAAUGUCGUCACUCAUUCCUUCCUCUGGGAAAGCAACGGCAGACAAUCAUUUCGCGCCCUUUUUCCCUGGAUUGCCCUGGCAGACGCCAUAGCACGGCAACUAUGGAGCCCAUUUUGCCUUUUGUCACUGUCACUGUAUGUGUACUGGAUGCCGCUGACAGAGGCGGUACUGCAGCGCUACACAGCAGCAUUCAUUUGCCUUUGCAAGGUAGCAGAGAUGGUUACCAUCCCUAUUGCACCAUCUGCCAUUGUAAAUUGGUGAUGAGAUGACGGUUUUCAGUCAUUUUGUACCGUUUGCAAUUGGAAAUUGGCGAUGACGGUUAUCAAUCCUUUUGUACCAUCUGCUGCUGUCAUGGGUGCUCCUGGCUGGCCUUGCUGAGGUCAGCUGGGGACGCAUGGACAAAAAUGGGAAUGACUCCCUGGGUCAUUCCCUUCUUUAGGUUUUGUCUAAAAAUAGUCAGUCCUGCCUAAAAUAAGGGGGAAGUCUACUAGAGAGCCAGAGAGCACAGCCGCUCCGGGUCAGAGCCCCAGAGAUCCCGCAGAAAUGAUGACCUGCAUGCCAUUCUAGGGGGUGCCCCUGCAACAACCCCACCCAUUGCUUCCCUCCUCCCAUACCCCUCCUGGGCUACCGUGGCAGUGUCCCCCCAUUUGUGUGAUGAAGUAAUAAAGAAUGCAGGAAUAAGAAACACUGACUUUUUAGCGAGAUAAAGUGAGGGGGAGGCAGCCUCCAGCUGCUAUGAUAGUCCAGGCAGGACAUUAAAGAGUAGGGGGAGAGGAACGCAGCCUCCCGCUGCUAUGAUAGUCCAGGGAGUACAGAAUCUUUUCUUUAGACAUGAAAGGAGGGGGGGCUGAUGGAGCUCAGGCUCCAGCUGCUAUGAUGAGGACAGUUACCCAGCAUUUUGUACCGUCUGCCAGGAAUGACAGGGAGUCAUUCCCAUUUUUACCCAGGCGCCCCCGGCCGACCUCACCAAGGCCAGCCAGGAGCACUCACAGGAUGAUGACAAGGACGGCUAGCAGUCAUUUUGUACUGUACCGUCUGCCACCGGGGAAGGGAGAGGAGAGGAUGCUGCUGUUUAGCGCUGCAGCACCCUGUCUACCAGCAGCAUCCAGUAGACAUACACUGACAUUGAAAAGUGGUGAGAAACUAUUUUUUCCCUUUUCUUUAAGUGGGGGAGAGGGGGUAAAUUGAUGACAUAUUCCCUGAACUACUAGUGACAAUGUUUUUGACCCUUCAGGCAUUGGGAGCUCAGCCAAGAAUGCAAAUGCUUUUCGGAGACUGCGGGGACUGUGGGAUAGCUGGAGUCCUCAGUCCCCCUUCCCUCCCUCCAUGAGCGUCCAUUUGAUUCUUUGGCUUUCCGUUAAGCUUGUCACGCUCACUGUGCUGAGUCCCUGCUGUGGCCUCUGUCUAUCAUAGCCUGGAAAUUUUUUCAAAUGCUUUGUCAUUUCGUCUUCUGUAACGGAGCUGUGAUAGAACAGAUUUGUCUCCCCAUACAGUGAUCAGAUCCAGUAUCUCUCGUACAGUCCAUGCUGGAGCUCUUUUUGGGUUUGGGACUGCAUCGCCACCCGUGCUGAUCAGAGCUCCAUGCUGGGCAAACAGGAAAUGAAAUUCAAAAGUUCGCAGGGCUUUUCCUGUCUACCUGGCCAGUGCAUCCGAGUUCAGAUUGCUUUCCAGAGUGGUCACAAUGGUGCACUGUGGGAUACCGCCCGGAGGCCAAUACCGUCAAUUUGCGGCCACACUAAUCCUAAUCCGACAUGGCAGUACUGAUUUCAGUGCUGCUACUCUCGUUGGUGAUGAGUACAGAAACCAGUUUAAAGAGCCCUUUAUAUCAAUAUUAAGGGCGUUGUGUGGACGGGUGCAGGGUUAAAUCGGUUUAACGCUGCUAAAUUCGGUUUAAAUGCGUAGUGUAGACCAGGCCUAAGACAGGUUUGACUGCAGUGGUGUCUUGUACCCAUGUUUUCUUUUCUGUGCUUAAGUUAAUUAGUAUGUUUCUAUGUUACAGAGUGUAUUAUCUUUUGAAUGCCCUACUUUUCUUGUGUUAUGUUGAAAUGUGCAAUAGUCUAUAGUUCACAGUAUGCUUUAUUGGAAAGUGCGUUUAUAAAACUGCCACACAUUC